AUGAAGUGGUCAGUCGAUCUAUCGCCCGGUACCUGGUCAGGCCAGCUGGGGAUGAGUGACGCAGAUGGUCGACGGUGGAGCAUUGACAGGCCGAAUCCGGGGCUCUGUAGGGAACGCUUCAGCACAGGAUUUGGUGCUUCCUCGACGUGGUUUCCCCGCUCUCACUACUCCUCCGCUGCUGCUGCAGAAACUCUGCGCUGCGCUGUACUGUCAGUGCCGCCUGGGCUCUGGCCUCGCCACAGGUCCGCCGAUACUCCUGCAGCCAGUUUUCCUGGGUCUGUAAAGCCGUGGGCCGCGUCCCAUCGCUUCUGCAAUUCCUCUGAGACUGCUGCUGCCUGUGUGGGAUACUCUACGUCUGCUCUGUGGUGUCGCGUGUGCCUGGAUCCUGUGCGUUGCGGGCUAUGGUGCUUCCGCAGAAGGCAGUGUUUGGCAGCAAGCACAAAAACCAUGGGCAAGGCCAAUCCAAGCAAGUGGCUAAAAGCAGUCAAGAAGGCUUUCAGGCCUCCACUGAAGGAGGGUAUCGAUGAUAAAGAUGAGACACAAUUAAUCUCCAACAAGGUCAAUCAAGGAAAAACCUUACAUUAUUCGAAGGCGGCUCCUCUCCCACUACCAUCUGUUGCAGGGUUGAUGCAUGAGCAAAUUCAGCAAGAACGCAACAACGGACUGUCUGUGGAAGAUGAGGUCAGUGAACUAAAGAACGACGAAGACUUAGACCAUGCGAGGCAGAAAUCUUUAUCAACUAUCGAAGUUAGCUUGGAGGAUGAAAUCUUUCGUAAGGACCAGGCAGCUAUUAAAAUUCAGCGAGCUUUUCGUAAAUAUUUGGCGUUGAGAGGACUCGUUCGGCUCCAGGCCUUGGUGCGAGGGCACACAGUACGAAGGCAAGCUGCAACAACAUUGAGGGCAAUGGAAGCUCUUGUUCGUGUGCAAGCACGUAUUCGUGCUCGUCGAGUGAGGAUGUCAGAGGAAGGGCAAACCGUGCAGCAACAUAUUCUUCAACGGCGUCAAGGACUUGCUCGACUCAAAAGCUCAGAGGGCACCUGGACCACAGGUCAAGACACGAAGGAGAAAAUGCAAAUCCGGGAAGAGGCAGCCAAGAAGCGAGAGAGGGCGAUGGCAUAUGCAUUCUCACAGCAGCUUAAACAAAGUACUCCAAAGCGCAACAUUCUGUUCAUAGACAGCGAACCUGAUCAAUCGCAUUGGGGUUGGAGCUGGAUGGACCGAUGGAUGGCUGCCCGCCCAUGGGAAAAUCAUCACACAAACCGUGCAAAGGAGAGCCAUCUGAGUGUUCAAUCUUUAAAACAAUUGGAGGCUAAAACAAAGAAUAUCAAAAUGGAUGCCGAGAGCUUGAAGACUACUAGGCCUGCACUCCAAGCGACCUCACGGGUGGCAAAGUCAGAGAAUAAGCCUAAGAAAGGUAGAAGCACAAAUGGAGUGAGUGGAAACGUUCCGUUACUUCCUCCGUCUCCACCUCCCUCAGCUGACAAGCCUGUAUUACUGAAGCCCGCUGCUCCAGCGAAGUUGACAUCGCCCGAUAAGUUAAGGCAAGAGCCAAACCGCUCGAUGCCAUUGUCUACUUUAGAGAUUCCGGGACCUGCAGGCCAUGACAGCAAUGCCGAGAUUCCUUCAACAGGCGACUCUGCUUUCAAUACCCAACCUCCAUCAGCCCAUCAAGAUUUAAAUGGGGCUCCCUUGGCUGCAUGGAACGAUGGCGCGGUGGAACCUGGCCCCAGCUGCAGCAGCUCUUGUGGAUCUCAACACGGAAACAAUAACAAUCCGUCAACUAAAGCCAACUCUCAGCAUUCGCCCAUCUCAGAGAACAUGAAGACCGACGUGGAUGCGACCAACCCAACCAACGGGGAAAACUGCAUGCCUGCAAGUGAGAAGCCAACGAGGAACCGGUACAUGGCGGCUACGUUUUCUGCGAAAGCUAAAGCUCGCACUAGUCCCAAGACCAGGGGAGUGGAGGGCGAUGAGACACCAGCAAAACUGCAGAAGCGCCUCUCUUUUGGAAGCCCCUCACUCGCGAGCCUUAUGUCUCCAACCCGAAAGCCUGCAGCCAGAUCGAAAUCCAUCGCUCAGGUGCGGUCUAGUCUUCAAGUGGACUUACUCAAAGAAAAAUCUGAUGAGCCCCUGAGCCCAGUUGGGUCUGUUGCUCACCGAAUACACAGACGCAAGUCCUUCGGAGCCGAGUCAAGGUCUGCAACAAAGUGGAAGUAGCUCACAGCACCGAGGCGGCUGCAACUUGUAUCACAAACCUCUACCAGGCUUUGUGUUUUCAUCAAUAGGAAACCCACUAUCCAGUCCUCAUUUUAUUUUAUUUUAUUUUAUUUAUUUUUUAUUUUUCGUCAACAAAUUCUUUCCAGUGUGAUCGAGAUUAUUACAACGGCGUCAUCGAAGCUCAUUAGAAAUUCGAAGCGAACCUGCUAGCAGAUCGAUGAGCUUCCGGUGCCUGGUUUGGAUGUCCAAUAAAGCUGGUACCCACUAGGCCAAUUCUUCAACCUUAUUCGCAGUGCUGAUAGGAAAUGUACCCAUUGUAUUUUGUUUGAUAUCUAGUCAUUGACUACAUUGGCAAAGUGUAUAUCUCUUUAUGCUUUUUUUCAGCUACGAUUAUUCACUAUAAAACAUUGUCAUUGGUCCC
Messenger RNA from Physcomitrium patens, 2638 nucleotides. RefSeq lists its product as uncharacterized. The record is from RefSeq and is a predicted model, not a curated record. NCBI's taxonomy places the organism in Eukaryota, Viridiplantae, Streptophyta, Bryopsida, Funariales, Funariaceae.